Molecule: messenger RNA, 3474 nt
Organism: Nycticebus coucang (slow loris)
Lineage: Eukaryota; Metazoa; Chordata; Mammalia; Primates; Lorisidae
Gene: LRRC66
Product: leucine rich repeat containing 66
Exons: 5
Coding region: 170-2767 (865 amino acids)
Cellular component (GO): plasma membrane
Molecular function (GO): protein binding
Source: RefSeq, a predicted model, not a curated record
CCCACCGUGGCAGGAGGCCAGAGCUGGAGGCAAAAGUGUGACUCAAGGCUUGCCGAGGAGCAGCCCUGAUGGCCCACGGGUGGAGCCUCAAAGACUCAGGCUCUUAAAUCCCCAGCUGGCUCGAUCCAGAUAUAGACCCAUUGACAACUACCUAGGAUCUUAAGGCAUUAUGGAAACCCUCUAUUUCAGCGUCAUUACCAUAGUUAUAGGUCUUCAUUUUACUGGAGUGAGGACAAAUCCAUCAAGUAAAAGCAGUGUUUUAUUCAAUUCUGAGUGCCAGUGGAGUGAGUAUCUUCUGACAAAUUGUUCUUUUACCAGAAAGCAUGAAAUGCCUGUGGACAUAUCACAGACAGCAGCCACGGUGGAUAUCAGCGUCAAUUUCUUUAGAGUUCUCUUACAGUCUCGCAUGAAAAAAGGAUGGAAAAUAAAACACCUGGAUCUCAGUAACAAUCUCAUAUCAAAAAUAACCUUAAGCCCUCUUGUGUAUUUACACACUUUGGAAAUCUUAAACCUCAGCAACAACGCCAUCCACUCCAUCUCCCUGGAUCUGCCCAGGCCUAAGUCCUCACGGAUGAAACACCACAAAAGCAGCAUCAAAACUGGGCUUCCGUUUCUAAAGGUGCUAAGUCUUCAAAGAAAUAAACUCAGCGACACUCCGAAGGGACUAUGGAAACUCAAGUCAUUGCAGAGUUUGGAUCUGUCGUUCAACUGGAUAUUGCAAAUUGGGUUUUCUGAUUUUCGUAAGUGCCUGCAGCUAGAGUCUCUCUAUUUAAAGGGCAACAAGAUAUCCAAACUUCAUCCAGGAGCCUUCAAGGAUCUCAAAAAGUUACAGAUUGUAGACCUCAGCAACAAUGCCCUGACCUCCAUCCUACCGAUGAUGACCAUUGCUCUAGAACUUCCCCAUCUGGAGGUUGACUUGGCUGAUAACCCAUGGCACUGUGACAAUAGCAUGGCAGGCUUCCAAAAUGUCAUUUCUGAAUCCUGGAGGAAAAACUGGAACAUAAUUUGCAAUAAGUCCAUAGGGACCGAGGCGGCAGAACGGGGUGCGCCCGGGAGCCCCAUUCCCGGGGAGCUCGGCACCCACAGGAGCAGCACCGCCGGGAUCACGGCGGGGACGCCCGGAGGACGCGGACACCUGCGCGUCCCCAGCCCGGGGCGGCAGGCAGCGGCCAGCGCCCGCGUCCGGGAGGAGCUUGGCGGGCGGCCCCGACGGCGGCGGAGCGCGCGGGACGCGCACGGAGAGGAGGGCGCCCGCGGGGACCUCGCCCUGGCCGUCUGCCUGUCGGUGUUCGUUACGUUCCUCGUGGCUUUCUGUCUGGGGGCUUUCGCGAGGCCCUAUGUUGACAGACUGUGGCGUCAGAGGUGCCAUCGCAGAGGCCCCGGCCCGGACCUCGUCUAUUCCAACGCCGGCUUCUACGACGACGUCGCCGCCGCGGGGGCCGCGCCGCGCCCCGAGACCGGCCAGCGCCAGGCCGCCGGCGGCCCGCACCUCCUCCAGAGCCCGGCCGGGUCCCCGGUGGCCGCCAUCCUGCCGGGCGGGGCGCUGCGAGGGUGCGGGGCGGAGCCGGGCAGCUGCCACCCCAGCGGGGCCCGCGUCCGGUGGGGAAGCGGUGGUGACAAGGCGUUUCCCGGGGGCGGCGCAGCGAGCCCCCUUUCCCACCGACGCCUCAGCCCCAGCGACUACGGGGCAGCCUCAGCAGCGCGGGGACACAUGGGCAGCAAUGACAUUCGGGGUGACCCUCCAGUGGGCGUCUCUUGGGUGGCCUGCACAUCGCUAACUGUCCCCGGCUCCAGCCCUAAUGACAUCGACUUCCACCCCUCACUCUCAAAGGCCACGACAGCUUCCGGCUGGAAAACAUUAACACAGACGCCAGCACAGAAGCCUGGUGAGAGCAAGCGAAGAGGGGUCACCCAGCAGCUACCUGGGGAAAGCGCGGGCUGGCACGUGGGACUUGCCCAGAAAACGCAGGCAAGCGCUGUUAAUCUGGGGAGCGCCCUGCAGCAGAGCCUCGAGGAGGCCAAGGCCGAGGAAGAGCUGCCAGCCUACUGCAGGGAUCCCACACACAGCACCCCUGGACACAGGGAACCAUCGGCCUUCCCUCCAGGAUGGGACAGCAACCUGGAUGUCACUCCUGCUAAUGAGGAACCAGUACAGAAAUCUGUUCCUUCUGAAACUCGGCAGGAGUUGGAGAGCGACUGUGACUCUGAUGAAGGCUCAUUGUUCACUCUGAGUUCAGAGAGUUCAGAGGGUGCGACCAGCAUGGCUGAAGAGGAGGCGGCUGGCCAGGACAUCUGCAGGGCCAGGGAGCCCCUACAGGACGAGAGUUCAGGGACCUGCUGGGAGGACAUGACAUCACUAGAAGGUCCCAGUGUCACCUUCCAAAAUAUUGUAGGGAAAUACAAGAAUCAGGAAGAUCAGUUUGAAAAACCCCUCUCUUCUGGUCCAGAUGCUGGUUUGUGCAAGACUCAUCUGGAAAAUGUCCCUGUCAUCAAUGAAUUUGAGGAUCAAAUGCCUUUGCCCACAAUACUGAGGAACAGCCCUUUAAGCGAUGAGACUCUGGACAUGUAUGCUUGUGACUAUGACGUGGCCCUUCAGUCCAAGGCAGCAGAAUGGCAUUGCUCACUCAGAGACUUGGAAUUUGCAAACGUGGACUCUGAGCCACAGACACCACUGCCUGCUCCUGACGGUCCCACAGAUCCUAGUCAGACACCUGCUGUGGAAGAAACUCAGACAUCUGUACACAAAAGCCUUUCAUGCAGGGAAUAGACACAGCUCAGAAAGACAUUCCUCCCAAGAUCACUACAGGGGAAAACUCAAGACCUUCAUAACAAGAUCAGAAAAGAAAGGAUGUGAAUUCCAACGAGAUGGAAAUCGAUGCAAAUAAGGGCCUUGUAUAUCCGCUUGAGGACUAUGAUUCCAGAAAGGUUAUAAACCAAACCCAACUGUUACAAUCCCAUGGUGAUGAACCAGCUCUUCCCUGAGAACAAGGAGGAGGGGAAUGUUUUGAAGAUGGUUCCAAAAACCAAGCAAUGUUAUUACAAGAGCUUCAAUAAAAUCAGUUCACUACGACUACAAGGGCACUUAAGUGAUAGAGGUUGGGGUGAGUAUUCAGAGCAGAUUCUGUUGCACUUAGAAAAAGAUGAUUCUAACUUUCAUUCUCAAAGACAGACUCAGUGUAGUCUGGUGGGAGCUGGCUCUCUAUGCGAAGAACAGCUACACCAUGACAAAGACAGGAACAUUCAACUUGAUAAUCAAAGGGAGUUUAAGUGACACUUUUAGUAUUCCUUGAAGCACUUAAAUGGAAAUGCUUAACAGAUUUUGAUAAAUUCUGCACAAACCCUAGUACCACUUUUUGGAGAUUGGUCAUGAAACUGCAAAAUUGAAAGAAUUCAGAGACAUUCUAAAUAUUUUUAGAGGAGUGGGAUGGUUUUAUAGGAUGAAAUGUAAAUUAAAAAUCGAUUUCAAGAAAAAAA